Molecule: messenger RNA, 3592 nt
Organism: Anarrhichthys ocellatus (wolf-eel)
Lineage: Eukaryota; Metazoa; Chordata; Actinopteri; Perciformes; Anarhichadidae
Product: choline transporter-like protein 2
Exons: 22
Coding region: 829-2949 (706 amino acids)
Biological process (GO): transmembrane transport
Cellular component (GO): membrane
Molecular function (GO): transmembrane transporter activity
Source: RefSeq, a predicted model, not a curated record
GUUGUGUACAGAACAGAGAGGGGUCCAAAGUUUCUAGUGCAUGAAAGCAUUUGGCCCCAGUGCAAUACUGCCAUGUCCCCACAAGAUGGGAGAAACCACUUUGAGGGGAAGAGAUUUGAAUUGAUCCUAUUUCAGCUGCUCCACAUGGCAAUUUAAUGGCAAUUAUUCAACAUCAAAACUAUGGCUCUUUUUAACCUAAUAUUAUCAGUAUAUCUGUAAAAAAUAUACAACAAAAUGAAUUAAAUAUCCAGAAUGUAAUCAUGCCCCCUCUUCCUCUGCAGCUACACAAAACACCACUGGAGGCAGCGGUGCAGGCGGUGUUCCUCCUUGUUGUCUCUGAACACAUGUUUCUGAUAACAUCUAAGUACUUUGACUUUAGUCUCCACCCUCACAUUCACACCCACGCCUCCUGUCUCUCCCUCGCACUUCCUGUCGAAUAGUAAAUUUGCCUGUUUUAGUUGCCGUUUUGUUUUGGGGGGGACAAACAAAGUGUAAAAAGCAGACAGAAAGACGGGUCUUUCUUUGGAAGUGGGAGGAGAUAAAGGGAGAUGCACAGGUGGGGCCCAGAUUGGAAAGAGGCAGUUGAUUCAGCAUUAACACACGGGGGGGGGGGAAGUCUGCUGGCUGCUGCCCUGAGCUUACUGCUAUUCACUGGGACAGGUUGGACUGGUUUCUACCUCCUCACUACCCGUGUUUUCCCUCGCGCUCUGGCUCAUUUGUACCGGCAGAGAGAGCGAAGAAGAAGUGAACCAGAUAAAGUGUCUGUAGAACAGAGUUAAGAGAGCUCUCUGUACAUUUCCACAUUUGACCCAGAGAGAAGGAAUCAACAUGCCCGAGGAAGGAGAGUUCUACGGAAAGAAUGGCGAGCCGAGGAAGUAUGACCCGACCUUCAAGGGCCCGAUCCAGAACCGGGGCUGCACAGACAUCGCGUGCUGCAUCCUCUUCAUUAUUGCCAUACUGGCUUAUAUCGCAGUGGGAAUACUGGCCUGGUCCCAGGGCGACCCCAGGAAGGUGAUCUAUCCCACGGACAGUCGAGGCCAGUUCUGCGGGCAGGCUGGCACCCCACUGGCCAACAAGCCACUGCUGUUCUACUUCAACAUCAUGAAGUGUGCCAGCCCCAUGGUGCUGCUGGAGUUCCAGUGUCCCACCACGCAGAUGUGCGUGGAGAAGUGCCCCGAAAAGUUCAUGACGUUGGUGAAAGCCUACACCAACAAAAAAGACUUUGAGGACUACAAGAGAUUCUGCAAGGACGGUGUGACCAACGCAAUGGGUAUACCACAAAUCCUCAGUUUAGGUCUCUGUCCCGCCAUGCUGACCCCCAGCAGACCAUUCACCCGCCGGUGUUUCCCAGCUUUGGGCCAGAAAGAAGGCGUGGUAACCGUGGGAAACAACUCUCACUUCGAUGACGGGAGCGGAAACAUGAGAGACGCCAAGGAUCUUCUGGAUGGAGUCAAGAACGCCACCGUGGUUAUCGAGGCUCGCCAGGUGGUCAUGAAAAUCUUCGAGGAUUACACACAGUCCUGGUACUGGAUCCUGAUAGGGUUGGUCCUCGCGAUGCUCAUCAGCCUGCUCUUCAUCGUGCUGCUGCGCUUCCUGGCGGGGAUCAUGGUCUGGGUCAUGAUUGUCUUGGUGAUACUGGUCAUAGGAUAUGGUAUCUUCCACUGCUACAUGGAGUACGCCGCCCUGAAGGGAGAGGCGGGCGCCAAUGUGACUCUACAGGAACUGGGCUUCCAGACGGACUUCGCAGUCUACCUGCAGAUCAGACAGACCUGGCUGGCCUUCAUGAUCAUCCUGGCCAUUGUGGACGUCAUCAUCAUCCUGCUGCUCAUCUUCCUCAGGAAGAGGAUCCUCAUCGCCAUCGCUCUCAUCAAAGAAGCCAGCAGAGCUGUCGGUCACGUGAUGAGUUCCCUUUUCUACCCUCUCUUCACGUUCUUCCUCCUAGCCAUGGUCAUCGCCUUCUGGGCCGUUACUGCUGUCUUCUUGUCUACCUCCAAUGAACCCAUCUACAAAGUGUUCAAUGAGACGGUAUGCGACCACUCUAGAAAAACCUGUGACCCAGCGAACUACUCAACCAGUGAGGAAAAAGCGCACUGCCCCGACUCGGAGUGCCUUUUCGCCUUCUAUGGCGGAGAGACCGCCUACCACAAGUACCUGAUCGGCCUGCAGUUCUACAACGUCUUCCUCUUCUUCUGGUGCGCCAACUUCGUCAUGGCUCUGGGACAGAUGACGCUGGCCGGGGCCUUCGCCUCGUACUACUGGGCCGUCAACAAGCCGGACGAUAUGCCCGCCUUCCCGGUCUUUUCUGCCCUGGGGAGAUCUCUCAGGUAUCACACGGGAACUCUGGCGUUCGGAUCCCUCAUCCUCUCAAUCAUCCAGAUCAUCAGGGUUUUGCUAGAGUAUCUGGACCACAAGCUGAAAGGAGCCCACAAUAAGUUUACCAAGUUCCUGUUGUGCUGUCUGAAGUGCUGCUUCUGGUGUCUGGAGAAAUGUAUGAAGUUCCUAAACAGGAAUGCCUACAUCAUGGUGGCGAUCUACGGCAAAAACUUUUGCACCGCUGCCAGAGAUGCCUUCCUCCUCCUCAUGAGGAACAUGAUCAGGGUGGCCGUCUUAGACAAAGUGACAGACUUCCUCUUGUUUUUGGGCAAACUGCUCAUCGUUGGGCUCGUGGGGAUCUUUGCCUUCUUCUUCUUCUCUGGGAGAGUGAAGGCCUUUGAGGAUACAACCCCCCAUCUCCACUACUACUGGGUGCCCAUCCUGACUGUGGUGGUUGGCUCCUACCUCAUUGCCCAUGGAUUCUUCAGCGUGUACGCCAUGUGUGUGGACACCCUCUUCCUCUGUUUCUUGGAGGAUCUUGAGAGGAACGAUGGCAGUGCCGAGAGGCCCUACCUGAUGCCCGAGAGCCUCCGCAAAGUCCUGAACAAGAAGAACAAGACUGAGCCGGCUCAAUAGAGCCGCUCCUCCUGUGAGGCGAGACCGUGGACCGGACCAUAGUUUAUUUUUUGCUCAGUGGAAGACGGCUUGGACAAGAACGCCAUCAGUCACCAGGGGCCUACAGGUGACGGAUCAGUUGUGUCAUCCAUUCUAUUCUGUUACUGCCAAACGUUUCAUUCCCACGCGUUUCUCACAAAUUCGACAGUUCCAUUUUUAUCCGUCUGGUUUUCAAUUUAGAGCGUUGUGGAAUUUAAAAUUUCCGUUUUGGCUGUAGCUGUAAAUUUGAAGUAUUUUAUUUUGAGCAUGUUUUCAUUUAAUAUAUUUGUGUUACAUGAAGGUUAGCUCAUAUGCAAUCUGCUAAAGUUGUUUUAAUGUGUCUUUGCGCUUUUAUAACUGUAAUCUUCUAUUAUAUUUGAAUAAAUAUUUAACAUUGUUACCAAAGCCAUUACGCUGCCACUCAUGCAUAGUGGAGGUCAUUUACAUCUACAAAUUAGACUAGUGUGUUUUACCAGCCAACAUAUGGAGAGAAAUAUAAACGGGAACCAAAGCAAAAUGUAUAUUGUAAUAGAUGUACAGGAAUAUACUUUCGCACUUAUUUCAUCAUUGUGGAGUUGAAUUGAGAAUGUUUUUUUUUUUGAAAUAAACAUAGUUUUUUACAUAA